This is a messenger RNA of Penicillium cinerascens, 870 nucleotides long. RefSeq lists its product as uncharacterized. The transcript is spliced from 3 exons. NCBI's taxonomy places the organism in Eukaryota, Fungi, Ascomycota, Eurotiomycetes, Eurotiales, Aspergillaceae. The record is from RefSeq and is a predicted model, not a curated record. Gene Ontology annotation, cellular component: kinetochore. Bases 1 to 870 code for a protein of 289 amino acids. Gene Ontology annotation, biological process: attachment of mitotic spindle microtubules to kinetochore; protein localization to kinetochore; kinetochore assembly.
AUGGCGAACGAUGCUUCUGAAACCCUAGGGGCACUCCAACAGCUCGAAGCAGAGCAGGGUGACCUGAAAAAACAGCUGGCGAUUAUUCGCAUCAGUGAACCCAUUUCCGACGUUGUCGAUGCCAACUUCUCUCCCUCGAAGCGAGGCUCCGACGUCUCCUUAUCCAACCUGAAUGACCCGACACCAGCCUCUCUCGAGGCGGAUCUCACGCAUUACAAGGAACUUUUUUCUAAGCUACGAUUCUCCUACGUCGAGCAGGUAACGAAAGAGAAAUUCUUGCGAGCGAUCGUGGGUGACCCGCCGCUCGUGGUAGGACACAAUGAGAAUGUGGAGUUGGAGACGCAGCUGGCGGAAGUGAAAGCAGAGCUCAAGGCAAGCAAGGAAGAAGCGCGUCUUAUGAUCGAGGAGAUGGAGAAAAUGGGCCGAGAUCUGGCGAGCCGCUACAAGAAUGUCGAGGUACAAAUGGAACAGCUAUCGACUCUCCCUGACGCUAUCGAGAACCUCGAGUCCACCAUUGCAGGGCUCCGCGCGAAACAGGUCGCCAAUAUGGACUCUUCGGACCCACGGUCGUCUCAGAAUCUUCCUCUCCCUGCGACAUUGAGCCUGUUGGCUGAGCGAGAGGUGGAAUUGGCUGCGCUGAACAGGCAGAUUGCUGCUGUGCAGAACAUGUUGCCUCGUAAGACUCGAGAAGCCGAGGCGAUUGAGAGGGAGUGUACGGUGCUUGAGCGACGCAGGGUUGAAGCAAUUGCACAGGCCCGCGAGGCGCAACGGAAGAAGCUGGAAGGGGAGAGCGACGGUCUCGAGGAGAUGGGCCGAUGGUACCGAGGUGCAGAAGAGACAUUGAAGGAGAUGGUGGGCGUAGAGGGAUGA